AUUAUCUUUACUACGCUUAUGGUGAAACCAGAAUUCUUUACUCUUUAUUCUUUAGUUACCUGCUCUCUCUCUCUCUCUCUCUCCCUCUCUCUAUCCCCUCACCUUCAAACAAACAAACAAAUAAAAGAAAGAGAAACCCAACUCAUCCUGGAACAUACAUUAAUGCCACUUCCCUUCACUAACACUUAAUUUUCCCGGAAAUUGUGUUGAUUUUCUCUAAUUUAGGUUUCUGGGUUUUCGUUCAAAAGCUCUAGAAGUCUCUUUGCAACAAUGGGUAAUCGUUUUAUUUGCAUGACAAAGAAAGAAAGCAAAGAUGUUGGAUCGGGAAGUAAGAGAUUGGGAAGGUCGCAGAGGAAGUUGCUAGCAGAGGAAGAAUUGCUGCACAGGCAAGCUCUGUCUAUGGUGCUUCAGCAGCACCAACUGUCACAGAGAUUUGAUGGAUCCAUGUCUAGGCGUAUUGGUUCUACGAGUUCUCGAAGACGCACUUUAGCUGAGGAUCCAAUCUCUAAUGGCAAACAGCAACCCGACUUUCUGGAGAAUGUCAAGUUUAAAAAAUUUGUUCUGAUACAUGGAGAAGGAUUUGGAGCUUGGUGUUGGUACAAGACUAUUGCUCUGUUGGAGGAAGCAGGAUUGCUUCCCACUGCAUUAGAUCUUGCAGGAUCUGGUAUCAAUCGGGCAGAUACUUCCAGUAUCACAACAGUGGCCGAGUAUUCAAGACCAUUGGUUGAGUACUUAAAGGACCUUCCUGAUGAUGAAAAGGUUAUUUUGGUUGGUCAUAGUAGCGGUGGCGCAUGUAUUUCUUAUGCAUUGGAGCAUUAUCCACACAAGAUAUCGAAAGCAAUUUUUCUCUGUGCUACCAUGGUUUCUGAUGGCCAGAGGCCUUUUGAUGUGUUUGCUGAAGAGCUUGGUUCUGCGGAACUUUUUAUGCAAGAAUCGAAGUUUUUGAUUUAUGGAAAUGGCAAAGACAAGCCUCCAACAGGAUUCAUGUUCGAGAAACAGCAAAUAAAGGGCUUAUAUUUUAAUCAAUCACCAUCUAAGGAUGUUGCUUUGGCUAUGGUUUCCAUGAGGCCCACCCCACUUGGUCCUAUCAUGGAGAAGCUGUCUUUGUCCGGUGAAAAAUACGGAACCAGCCGGAGGUUCUUCGUUCAGACCUUGGAUGAUCGCGCUCUUUCACCUGAUGUCCAGGAAAAGCUACUGAGGGAAAACCCACCAGAAGGAGUCUUUAAGAUCAAAGGUAGCGACCACUGCCCGUUCUUCUCAAAACCGCAGUCCCUGCACAAAAUUUUGGUGGAAAUCGCGCAAAUUCCAUAGCUCAAAUUUCUGAAACCACUCAUUCUUUCUCCUGUAAUUUUUGCUUUUAACCAAAGGCCAUAGGUAGUUCAAGUUUCUUACGUGCCUUUAAAUGCAAAGGACAUUUAUCAUUCAGCAGAAAUUAUUGUAUGAAGAGUGAAGACAAUUGGUGGAUUUUCCUCUGCCACGAUUUGUGAGUAUGGGUGACAAAAAUUCGGUUAUGGGUUGGA
Molecule: messenger RNA, 1520 nt
Organism: Tripterygium wilfordii
Lineage: Eukaryota; Viridiplantae; Streptophyta; Magnoliopsida; Celastrales; Celastraceae
Product: putative methylesterase 14, chloroplastic
Exons: 5
Coding region: 271-1311 (346 amino acids)
Biological process (GO): jasmonic acid metabolic process; salicylic acid metabolic process
Molecular function (GO): methyl jasmonate esterase activity; methyl salicylate esterase activity; methyl indole-3-acetate esterase activity
Source: RefSeq, a predicted model, not a curated record